Messenger RNA from Dermacentor silvarum, 3625 nucleotides. RefSeq names its product leucine-rich repeat-containing protein 20. The record is from RefSeq and is a predicted model, not a curated record. The transcript is spliced from 4 exons. The coding region runs from base 186 to 782 and encodes 198 amino acids. Gene Ontology annotation, molecular function: protein binding. Gene Ontology annotation, cellular component: extracellular matrix. NCBI's taxonomy places the organism in Eukaryota, Metazoa, Arthropoda, Arachnida, Ixodida, Ixodidae.
GCGCAGUCAGAAAGCAAAGCCUCUCGGAGGUCCCGUCAACGGAGCAGGCACACUUUGGUGGCUUCCCCUCCGCGUUCCAAAGUGCUCGAACUUGGUCUUCCUCGCAUCGCUGUGUUCUCGCACCGCCUGGCAGACCCGUGCCUCGUCUCAUCUGUGGUAGCGUGUGCUUCACGGACUCUGCGAAAAUGCCUCCCCCGGCCCAGCAGCAGCAGGUGGACAUUGUCGGUGGCGCCGGCAAGGCUGUCAUCAAGGUUGUUCAUCGAUGCACGGACGCCACAGAGAACCAGAACCUGGACCUCUCCGAAUGCCAGCUGAUGUCGUUCCCGGACGCCAUCUUUCACCUGAUGAGGAACACUCGUGUUCUCGCCUGCGACCUCUCCAGCAACGUUCUCCGCAAGAUUCCGCCUAAGCUGCCGCUCAAGUUCACUCACAUCACAGAACUCAAUUUGUCUCACAACCGGCUGAGCAGCCUGCCAGAGGAGCUGAAGGAACUGCCGGAGCUUCGACGGCUAGACAUCUCGUACAACGACUACAUGUCCAUGCCUUGGGUCAUCUUCCGCCUUCCGAGGCUCACAUACCUUGACGCCCGCAAGAACUACAUCUCCGACGUGGAAGCGCCUCGGCUUCGUUCCGUGAGCACUCUGCGCGAGGUUCACCUGGAGGAGAACCCCCUGUCCGAGGACGCUUGCCGCCGGUUGGAGAACAUCUCGCAGAUGGUGAUCCACGUGACCCCUCCGGGUUCCUCCGACUCGGACGACGAAUCAUCGGGCGACGAGAAGUGAUGCCCGAUCGUGGUCGCCCUCUCGCUGCGCCAGCCGUGUGUGGCCCUUCGCCGCCCGCGAUCCUUCGGGUCGACACUCUGGGACCUUUUGAACUGUGCUGAUUUCCGGAAGUGGUCUCAUAUGCCAUUGGCCACCAUUGUGAUAUCGCGGUCGCUGGCUCUUGGAACGACACCCUUCGUACAUAGCACGCGCCACCCAUGUCCUUCUUGUCUGAGAGUGUCCGUAAGAUGUGUGACCUUGCUAGGCCACUGAUUUCCGCGUCAGAAAUGUCCGACACUUGCUGCAGGGCCCUGCUAUGAUAAACAGCGAGGAAAUUGCGUGCGCCUGACGUCAGGAAGUGGGCGUCGUGCUGGCGAGCAGUAACGCAUGUGCUCGCGUCCAUGACCUCGGUGUCAAUGCUUAGGAAUGUACCUACUCAAAAUUACACAGGGGGUUACAAGACGGCACACUAUUGUGAUAAUUAUUAUUCUCAAAAUAAUGUCAGGGUCUUGUUACAGCUCUAAUUCCAGUUUCCUUUGGACACUGGCCACAGCGGCGCCCUGCUUACGUUAUUGCCAUAAACGGCCGGUCGGAGUGCUGCGUGAGAAAAAAAAUAUGGCGUUAUUUCUGGCCCAAUGCAGCUAUGAAAACAUGCGAAUGACAAUGGCCUGAGCCGCCGUUUUGUCCAUGGCUCUUUGUUCUAUGAGCCCCUCGACAUGGAGAGCGUACAAGUCGCAAAUCUGGCCGAGCAGAUGACUGCGCCUCGGCGCGGGUAUCUGUCUGGCGACCAUUGCAGUCAUACUACCUGUCCAAGGUCUCAGCACGAAAGCGUUAGCCAAUCACCAAGGAGAACUUACCGCAUCUAUGAGGAAAUGGUACGACUGUCUCUGAGCGACAACUUAAAGAGGUAGCCUAGAAUACACUGGAUAAUGUUAAAGUUAGGUGACGUAUAUCGUUCUUCAUUUUUUUCAGCCCCAUCAGUGCGUUAAAUUAAUUUAUCUUUGACUUUUCAGUGCAAGCUGAGCCUAUAAGCUCCUUACGCUCAGCGAAGUUUGUCGCAGGUUCACGGAGUGGGGGUUUUUUUUAGGGAUGCGAUAGCUAAGCGAAAAGUAGGAAUGCGGAACAAUUUCUCCACCGAAAUAACACUACAGUUCGCGGAAGGCCACAGAUGCUCAAAGAAAAAAAAAGUAAGCGUCUCAUGUCUUGGAGGGCGGGUUGGACAGGCGUGAGUGGUCUUACAUUCUGUAAAUACUGAGGUCGACAACUCGGCCGUUCGUUAACGGAGAGCAUUGUACAUAUAUCCGUAGAGGCAAUAGAGCUAUUUAUUUCUCUGUACAUACAGAUACUUAUUUUGCAUACGAUGUUAACAAAUAUUAAGAGUGAGAGCUUUAUACGGCGAAUAUGCGGUGCCUUUUGGAUAUCCAUGCCAAUGUUUGGCCUUUGGUGGCACGUUUCGGUCAGGAAUGAUACACCGCUAUCUUCCACCAGAUGAAGACUGAGCAAACGGUGCAUUAAGCCUUCUCCAUACUCUGUACUGUGAUUUCCCGGACCUUUGGUGAGGACGUUUUGACCCGCGUAGCUAAUCUAAAAAAUGCCAAGUGUUUCCAUCAGACUUUUAAACAUGGGUUCAUGCUUUGCGUCACAGUCCUGCUGCUAUAAAUUCGACUUUUUUAGUAUUUGAAUUUAUCAACCUAGCGGUCAGUAUUUUCAAAAGCCCCUGGCACAAAAAGAAGCACAUCGCUACAGUACUUCGAGAUGCUGCACGAAGCUUUAGGUUUGAUGCAAGCAAAAUCGUCUGAUCACAGUGGCAAUUGUACGCGGCUUGAAUGACUCACGGUGCUUGCGUAUUUAACAAAAUAAUAAUUAUUCGGUAGCUUCUUCUCCGAGUGCUGUUUAAAGAAACAGAACACGUAUCAGCAGCCAUCGAAAUGUCUAGUCGCGACAAAAACAACACUGUGGCUUUGCUACAUUAUUGUAAAUAUGAACCGAGAGGCAUGCACAAAGCCCGCCGGAACGCCAUUCCAUGUCAUAGUAGACAGCCACAUGUGGCCCGAGUGUGACGAGCAUCUCCCUUCUUAAGUGUUUGGAUCGCAACACACGGCAUUGCAUUGAAGUCCAAGUGACGAAUUCGCAAAGCAAGACCCACUAUGUUGUGAUAAAUGUUGUGCUCGUUCCUUGUGUUCUACAUUGCGCGCGCAUCGUGGGCAGAGAUGUGUGGCCACAUACUCUAGUCAUAGGUGUGUUGGCGCAAUAAGACAGGUGUUUUGAGCCAUUGACUGGUUGCAAAAAAAAGGAGCUGACGAGCUGAAAACUGGUCACUUCGGACAGCUCGGAACAAAGGUGCCAACGCAGGCACCAUUACAGCUGUUCUGUGACAGCCCUGUUAGAGGCACAUCAAUGUUAUGUGAUCCAGCGAACAGCUCACUCCGAGCCAGUCAUUUAGGCCAUCGAGCUAUGGAAUGUAGAUAUUAAAAAGGUUAAAGCCUGGCACGAAUCCUUGGCGUAGCAGUUUCCGGCGAUCUCCACCAUUAUGUCACGGAGAGCUUCGCUACUUGCCGUAUUCAGCCGACUGGGUUCUUGUACGGUUUUUCUCAAGAGAAAAUACUCAGAGACAGCAGGUUGCAGGAGGCACAAGUCGUGUAUUUUGUGUUUAGUGGUUACCAUUGGCGUGCGCGUUUUCUAGUUGCGUUAUGUUAUUUUUGUGUUCAUUGUACGAUCAGUUGUGACUGCGUUCAGCUUUGUAUGAUAGCGUGAUUAAAAUGACGCUGAUAAUAGGGCGAUGAAGAUCACUGAUCUUCCAUGGGACAGCAAUGUCUGCAGAGUGGAAAAAAUGGAAAGUGACAUUGAAAGUGCAAUAAAUGUAU